CGACACUUCAUUUGCUUUGCUUAAAAGGUUAGUAUGCUGCUUGUUUGAGAAGAAAACAGGCGGAACGAAAUAGUUUGUGUUCGUCUACAGACAUUGACAUACUUACUGCUGGUCUACUUUUCUUGACUAGACUACAUAAGAUGACGAGCGAAAAGAUCGACGUGGCUCAACAGCCGAAAGAGAAGAAGAGCAAGAAGCGAAAAGCAGAAGAGGCGACUGCUACUGCCUCUGUACCUGCUGCCGAUUCCGUCGCCGCUCCGGUCACUGACAAAAAGAAGAAGAAAAAGAAGGAUAAGGAGGGAGCUACAAGUCCAUGCUCCAGUGUCGAGACUGUUGCACCCGAUGAAGCUGCAAAGGCAGAGAAAAAGAAGAAGAAAAAGAAGGACAAGUCAUCGUCAGAUGGUGCUGCAGAUGAAAAAGUAGCUGCUGCAGAUGAAUCUCAAGCACCAGAAGCAGAAGAUGCUGAAGCAGCAUCUUCGACUAAGAAAAGGAAAAAGAGUAAGUCGACUUCUUCAGAGGAGGCUUUAUCAAAGUCCGCUUCUUCCCAGCAAGAUGAUCGAGUUUCCCCGAUCACUGGCCGUGCUCUAUCUGCUGCAGCCCUCAAGAUUCUGCAGAAAAGGAAGCAAUUGCCUUGUUGGGCAGUGAAGCAGAAGUUUCUAGACCUAGUGCGCGACAAUCAGGUCACGGUCUUAGUCGGUGAGACCGGUAGUGGAAAGACGACGCAGAUGCCACAGUUUCUGGCUGAAGUUUAUUCGAAUGCCACUAGUAGUUCGCUCAAUGAAAAGAAGAUGGUAGCAGUCACGCAGCCCCGUCGUGUGGCGGCUAUGAGUGUGGCUACUCGUGUCGCCGAAGAAAUGGACGUUCCCCUUGGUCAAGAGUGCGGUUACUUGAUCCGUUUCGAAGACAAGACAUCCCCUGACACAGUCGUGAAAUACAUGACAGAUGGUAUGUUGCUACGAGAAUGCAUGACCGAUCCGAUGCUAAGCAAAUACAGUGUCAUCUGCUUGGAUGAAGCCCAUGAACGUACGCUUAGCACCGACAUCUUGUUUGGUCUUCUGAAACGGGUGUUGCCGAAGCGUCCAGAGCUGAAGGUCGUAGUCAUGAGUGCGACGCUAGAGGCAGAAAAGUUUCAAGCGUACUUCGGCAAAGCCUCAUCCAAACUCCCUCCACUCCUUACGGUUUCCGGCCGAAUGUUCCCCGUGGACAUCAAAUACACGCAAACGGCGCAACGAGAUUACGUGCAAGGCUCGGUGGAUAGGGUGAUGGAGAUCGUUAAAACGGAUGUUGACUCUUCAUCUCCAGAUGUCGACGGAAAUAGCAAGGGUGACAUCCUAAUUUUCCUUACCGGUGAAGAGGAGAUCGAAACUUGCUGCCGUGCACUCGAAGAGCAGCUUCCAGAGGACGAUAACGUCGUGCUCCCCUUAUACUCAUCUCUUCCUCCUCAGCAGCAGAAACGCGUGUUUCAAAACUUUGACGGGCAGAGGAAAAUCGUGGUGGCAACCAACGUUGCGGAAACAUCUAUUACCAUUGAUGGCGUAGUUCACGUGAUCGACUGUGGAUUGGUCAAAGUGAAGGUCUACAACCCAAGAACGCAUGUGGAGUGUCUCUUGGUAAAUCCGAUCUCGAAAGCAGCAGCAAAACAACGGGCAGGUCGUGCGGGCCGCACAAGACCGGGAACGUGCUACCGACUGUACACGGAGAAUGCGUUUAACAUUAUGAGCGAGUGGACGAAUGAAAAUGAAUAAGAAUUUGUCACAGGAGAAUAAUGGACCUUCGCUCCUCUUAUUUUUCUGACUUCUCUGUGAUUAGCAUAGUGUCGUCCACCUCUUUUGUUCUCCCAAAUUGUUCUUCUACCUCUCAUCCAUUUCACUCUCCAUCAAUGAAUUUUACUUUCCAUUGAGACAACUUGCUCUAAUCCUUCUUCUCUCCUGGAAUCGUCGUGGCCGGAAAUUUUACGUACGAACUUGGGCUCUGCAGUCUUGACGUUGUUGAAUCUAGGCGUUGAGGAUGUGGUGCACUUUGACUGGAUGGACCCCCCAUCCCCAGAAUGCAUGAUGCGUGCUUUAGACCUCCUUCUACAACUAGGUGCCGUAAACGACGAGUGCGAAUUGACCGAGUGCGGCCGCAAACUUGCUGAAUUCCCCUUGGAUCCGCAGUUGGGAAAGUGCUUGCUUAGAGCAUCGGAGUUGGGCGUGACGAAGCAGAUGGCAGCGAUUAUUGCGUUGAUUAGUGGGGCGCCUGCGCAUAUGCGACCACGGAUGUACCAAAAACAGGCGGACCGAGCACACAAGAAAUUCAACAGUGUGCACGGCGAUCACCUGACGAUGCUGAAUAUUUUCGAAGCGUACUAAUCUAUCAUUUUUUGGCAUUUUACUUUAUACUGUAGUACAAGCAAACAUUCCCUCCCCCGUCUGACUGUUGACUAGAUGUAAGUACGACAAAGAUUUUGAUUUUCUAUUAAAGCAGUAGGUACUCGCGUCGCUCUCUAUCGCCAUCCAUGCAACAAGCUACAGCAUCCUGUCACAAUCUUCACAAAAACACCGAUGAUACACAGGUACGAAGCCAACAAGGCGAAUUUGAAGCAGUGGGCGUACGAAAACUACCUCAAAGACCGUUCUCUCUCUAGUGCCGGUUCAGUCCAACGGCAGCUCCUCCGGCUCUGCGCCAAACUCGACGUGCCCGUCUCGGACAACGCUCCUACCGAAGAAGGCGACACUGUCCAAUCUGCGAUUAGAAAAGCCUUAAUCGCAGGCUUCUUCCAGCAGGUGGCGCAUAUAUCUGGGAAGCAAUAUACGACGGUUCGAGACCGGCAGUUGGUGGAGAUCCAUCCUGGCAGCGGGUUGGAGCACAAGCCGGAAUGGAUACUGUACCACGAACUGGUCUUGACCGACAAAAAUUACUUGAGAACAGUGACGGCUUUGAGGUCCGAGUGGCUGGUGUCGGAAAAGCCAACUUUUUUUCCGGAUCAAGUGGUGAAUGAGGAAGCAAGAAAGGGGUUGCAAAGAUAUGUGAAGAAAUGAGUGCCGUGACUUUCAAGAUGACUAUGCGGGUGUUGUUGCUAUGGAUGAGCAAUUUUUUUUUGGUCAACAAGUGGUGCAUGGAUUGUCAUGAUCCCUUCACCUUCUGCCAUGAUCAAUAGAUUAUUCGUUGAAUCUUCAACAAAUGCAAUCUUCUUUCGUUAAGUAUGUAUCCUCCUGCAUGAAGAAAAAUCCUAAUCCUUUGUUUUUCACUCUGUUGACAUGGAGUUAACAAGAAGAAGCCAUAUGUCCUCUUCGUCCUAUCCGACAAGGGCUAACAAGGA
Molecule: messenger RNA, 3301 nt
Organism: Amoebophrya sp. A25
Lineage: Eukaryota; Dinophyceae; Syndiniales; Amoebophryaceae
Source: the annotation of a GenBank genome assembly